GCACUGCUCGCGGGUUUGUUUCCGGCCGGAGGCUUUCGCGGAGCGCCCCGCGUCCCCGGGGGGCGGCGGUGACUCCCGAGGCUGCAAAGGCACCCGGGGGUUCAGAAGUCAACGCCAUGUCGAGUCUGCACAAGAGCCGGAUUGCAGAUUUCCAGGAUGUCCUGAAGGAGCCCUCAAUUGCUUUGGAAAAGCUUCGGGAACUCAGUUUUAGUGGCAUUCCCUUUGAGGGCGGACUGCGGUGCCUCUGCUGGAAGAUCCUCUUGAACUACCUCCCCUUGGAGAGAGCUUCAUGGACCUCCAUCCUGGCCAAACAGAGGGAGCUGUACUCUCAGUUCCUGAGGGAAAUGAUCAUCCAGCCUGGCAUUGCCAAGGCCAACUUGGGGGUAUCCAGGGAAGACGUGACCUUUGAGGACCACCCCCUCAACCCCAACCCCGACAGCAGGUGGAACACUUACUUCAGGGACAAUGAAGUGCUGCUGCAGAUCGACAAGGAUGUCCGGAGGCUGUGUCCAGAUAUGUCCUUCUUCCAGAGGGCCACAGAGUACCCCUGCCUCCUCAUCCUGGACCCCCAGAAUGAAUUUGAGACCCUUCGUAAGCGUGUUGAACAGACAACGCUGAAAUCCCAGACAGUGGCCCGGAACCGGAGUGGAGUCACAAAUAUGAGCUCCCCGCACAAGAAUCCCGCGCCGGCCCUGAACGAGUACGCAGUGCUGCCCAACGGCUGUGAAGCUCACUGGGAGGUGGUGGAGCGGAUCUUGUUCAUCUACGCCAAGCUCAACCCCGGCAUCGCGUACGUGCAGGGCAUGAACGAGAUCGUGGGGCCUCUCUACUACACCUUUGCCACUGACCCCAACAGUGAGUGGAAAGAGCACGCCGAGGCGGACACCUUCUUCUGCUUCACCAACCUCAUGGCCGAGAUCCGGGACAACUUCAUCAAGAGCCUGGAUGACUCACAGUGCGGCAUCACCUACAAGAUGGAGAAGGUGUACUCCACCUUGAAGGAGAAGGACAUGGAGCUCUACCUGAAACUGCAAGAGCAGAACAUCAAGCCCCAGUUCUUUGCCUUCCGCUGGCUGACGCUGCUGCUGUCCCAGGAGUUCCUGCUGCCCGAUGUCAUCCGCAUCUGGGACUCUCUCUUCGCUGACGACAACCGCUUUGACUUCCUCCUCCUGGUGUGCUGUGCCAUGCUCAUACUGAUCCGGGAGCAGCUCCUGGAAGGGGAUUUCACGGUCAACAUGCGGCUCCUGCAGGAUUACCCCAUCACGGACGUCUGCCAGAUCCUACAGAAAGCCAAGGAGCUCCAAGACUCAAAGUAGCCUUGCAGCAAGAGGCCUGGCUUGGGGAGGGCAGUUCCCCACCUGGCUUCCAGGACCACCAGCCUGGGGGAGGCUGCAGGCUCAGCCUGGCUCCCAGGCACACCGCUGGGCGGCACUGCACUGUGCUUCAUCCCAGCCACGCAGCCCUGCUGCCUCCCUGCCCUUCAGCCGUGCGCCAUCUUCCCAGGCUGUUGAACAGGGCUCCAGGGCCCAAACGGGCUGUGCCAUUUGGGGCACCGGAGGGCUGGCAGGGGUCCCUCCUGCCUCUGCCCCUCUGCUCUUCCUACUUCCGGCCUUCUGGGCACUGGUCAGCUGGUGUGCUAGGCAAAUGGGCCAGAUACCACGUUGGGCUUGGUGCUCAGGCCUCCCUUCGGGGAAGCCACACCGAAGGAGCCCAGUGACUGCCAGGCCCACGUCCCCCCUCUGCCCCUCCCACCGAGAGUGGCAUGUGUGUCCCCUAGGCGUCUCUGCUUGUCUUUGUGUGUUAGGGGUGGGGUGAGGACCCCAAAGAUAUUGGGGUCCCUGUAGGUCCCUGCUCCCCCUUCUCUGGCUCUCUACCUCUGUCCCUCCCACCUCUUUCUAGAGUGUGAGUGUUACUCUUGCUGUAUCUUCCAUACUCGCUGCUCUCUUGGGGUGCCUUAUCCUGAGCCUCCUGAACUCUCCUCCCCUUUGCUCCCACGAAGCCAGAAGGUAGAAGGUGGAGUCUGGCUCACCAAGGCUCCUGGAGGUCAACUUUGGCCUUGGCGUCCUGUUCCCAUCCCCCAGCCUGAGACUCCCAGGUUCCCCAGGCUGGGAGAGAAUUCUCGGGGUGUCACCAGAGGGCCCUGGUCCUGUUCCCCGUGACAGAAAUCUUGGAAACCAAAAGCUGCCGGAAAGCUGUGGCCUGAGAAGCUUUGCUCCCCAUGCCGGUUCUGUGUAAGAACGGAGGGAGCGUGGGCUCCUGGGAGCGUUCCCAGUGGCCUUUGUGUCUCGGAGAACAAGGUUAUUAAGGCCAUUCUGGGCCAGGCAUGCGGGACCUGGGGAGCCCCCGAGGUCCAGGCAUAGCUGACCCCGGCUAGCUAGCCUGGGUCCUGUCAGUGCCUGGAGACCAUGUCUGUACCUGGUGCCCCUCACUUCCACCAAGGCAGAGAGAUGUGCUGGCCCAUUCUUGGCCACCUCUGCUUGGCUCUGCCCAGGAAUUAUAAUGGACAGGUGCACCUGCACAGGUGCCGCUGGGCACUCUUGGCUCUUCAAGGAAUGGGUUCUUCUAACCACACUGUCUCUCCUUUGUUGAGGGGGUAAUGGAGCAAGGGUCCUCACCACCUCACACUGGCCAGCAGGAGCUGGACCUCAGUAGGCUUUCCUGAGCUGGUAGCAGGUCCUCCACUGCCCCCAGGCCUUUGUGUGGGCUUUGAGUAGACACUUCUGGGGCUUGAUGGCCUGCCUUUGUCAGCCCUCAGCACAGCACUGGGAUGUUUUGUUUACUAUUUAUUCAGACUCCUGGCUAAGAAUUGCACAUUAGCAAGUGCUUUGGAGAUUGGGGGUGGUGCCUGGUUUUAUUUCCCAGGGUCUACAGCCCAUCCUCAGCCUGGGGGGCCUCCCCUCUCAGCAGAUCCUGGCUGACAGAACAAGAAUGCAGUGUUGGGAACACCAGAGCUGGUGUCCUUAGCCAUGGGCAGACACUCCCGCCAUCUGGUCAACCCUCAACCCAGAACCUGACCCCUUCAUACCUGAGGCCUGGGCCACUACCUGGGACCCAACAGACACUGCCCAGGAUGCCUGAUUCCUCUUGCCUUCCCCGCCUUCCUUCCUGAGGUUAUACUACUUGAAUCACUGCUUCUGAUUUGCCUUGUCCUUGAGGUGAAGGUUGCAAGCACAGGGACCACGUCUUGGUUAGGCUGAGCUCCCCUGGGGGUGCUGCCUGAGGACAGAACCUGCCCUCCAUUCUGCUCCAGCUUCUCCAGCGAGGGCUACGAAGUUGGGAUGCCGUUAGCUUCCAUGGGGGAAGCCGCCCCAGGACUACAGACACAGAGAUGGGGCUGUGGGAGGCCCGCAGGCCGCCGUCCAGAGGGCCAGCAUGUUAGUCUGCUUUAGGUUUUUCAUCUGUUUUGUUCUUUGAAUCAGUGCUGUUGAUGAGUUGUCUUUAAUAAAUCAUGUGUUCUUUGCAAUG
Messenger RNA from Dipodomys spectabilis (banner-tailed kangaroo rat), 3465 nucleotides. RefSeq names its product TBC1 domain family member 13 (gene Tbc1d13). The record is from RefSeq and is a predicted model, not a curated record. Gene Ontology annotation, biological process: intracellular protein transport; activation of GTPase activity. The transcript has 12 exons. Bases 117 to 1316 code for a protein of 399 amino acids. Gene Ontology annotation, molecular function: GTPase activator activity. Lineage: Eukaryota; Metazoa; Chordata; Mammalia; Rodentia; Heteromyidae.